Messenger RNA from Astyanax mexicanus (Mexican tetra), 730 nucleotides. Its product is annotated as sodium- and chloride-dependent betaine transporter-like. Gene Ontology annotation, biological process: sodium ion transmembrane transport. The coding region runs from base 198 to 707 and encodes 169 amino acids. Gene Ontology annotation, cellular component: membrane. Lineage: Eukaryota; Metazoa; Chordata; Actinopteri; Characiformes; Acestrorhamphidae. The transcript has 4 exons. The record is from RefSeq and is a predicted model, not a curated record.
AUACAUUGAAACAUUGAAUGAAAGCAUGAUAUUUCAAAUGAAUCCACUGUGAUGCAUUACAUGGUACUUUGCUGGCUUUUGUAAAAUGUGAAAUUACAUCCCGUUUAUAUUAAACUCUUCACUAAUUAGGCCAUAUUAUACUAACACAUUAUAGUGUUAUUCUAAUUUGUGUGUUUGUGUGUUUCAGGGAUUGCUUCAUGCUGUGUCUGCUGAACAGCUGUACCAGUGUGGUGGCAGGGUUUGCUGUUUUCUCAGUUUUGGGAUUCAUGGCUCAUGAACAUGGCAAACCUAUAGCGGAGGUAGCAGAGUCAGGACCUGGUCUAGCUUUCAUAGCUUACCCCCAGGCAGUGGCAAUGAUACCCCUGCCUCAGGUGUGGGCAGUGUGCUUCUUCGUUAUGGUGAUGCUCCUGUGUCUGGACACAGAGUUUAUUGCUCUUGAAACCAUUGUUACAUCAGUGACGGACAUCUUUCCCAGAGUGCUACGCAGACCCAGGCACAGAGGACCGUUUCUCCUGGCCGUCUGCCUCUUUUGCUUUAUGAUUCAACUCAUCAUGACUACAGAGGGAGGGAUGUACUGGUUUCAGCUAUUUGACUACUAUGCCUGUAGUGGAGCCUGUGUCCUGUUUCUCUCUGUAUUUCAGACCUUGGCCAUUGGCUGGAUCUUUGGUGGGUUACACACCAAUUCCAAACGCAAUAUACUUUCCUGAACAUACAGUAUCAUAAGUACUAU